AUGAAAAGGCGAAACUGUCAUCUGUCCUCCACUGAGGUCCUGCUCUCCAUCCUCUUCUUUCUACUGCUGGCUGUGUGCUUGGGUCUUAUUGUUGUCACUUGGCUCGCCUUGCACCCUGACACACCAGAUGAGACAGAAGUUAAUCUGAGUGGCAGGCUGGUCAUUUCCCAGGGUGCCAUAUUUACAGAGGAGCUUCACAACAAGUCAUCACUGCAGUUCAAAGCUUUGGCCUUUGACGUGGAGCAUCUGGUAUCCAAUAUUUAUUCUGGGAGCUCACUAGGAGAACAGUACAAGGCAUGUAUGGUGGCUGGCUUCAGCAGUGGAAGUGUGGUAGUGACCUUUGACCUCCACUUUGCUGGGCCAGUGGAUGCAGAGGUGGCACAGCAACAGCUAGUGGUUGGGGUGCAGGCUGGAACUCAGGAAGCUCUGGUCAUUGAUGCUAAGAGCAUUCUGAUCACAGCUGAAGGAAAACUCCCAACAGAACGACCAUCGAUAACGACCGUCACAGUGCAGCCCAGUGAGCCCACCUCAGUUCCAGGGCAGUGUGCUUCUGGUCAGAUGAUAUGUACCGAUGGCCAAACAUGCAUUCCCAAUGUGAUGCUCUGUGACGGAGUAUACGACUGUCCCAAUGGCUCAGAUGAAGAUGAGAUUCUCUGUGCAACAACCUGUGAUGGAAAGUUCCUGCUGCUUGGCCCCACAGGCUCCUUCCAUUCCAAAAACUUCCCACUGCCCUAUGACAGUGAUACUACAUGUCGCUGGGUCAUACGUGUUCAGGAUGGAUAUGCCAUACGUGUAGACUUCCAGUCAUUUGACACUGAAGAGGAUAUUGAUGUUCUCGAUGUCUAUGAGGGCAUAGGCAAAAGCAAAAGCCUGAUCACUACCCUGUCAGGUUCUUCCCCGGGAUCUGUGUGGAUUCUGUUCCAUGAGGCCACUAUUGAGUUCCUCUCAGACUUCAUAAACAACCUGAAGGGAUUCAAUGCCACCUACAGGGAGGAAAACCUGCAUGGCCUAACCAAUGCUGACAAGGUGAAUUGCUCUUUUGAGGAUGGUCUGUGUCUCUGGAGGCAGGACCAAACAGAGGACGGGGACUGGAUGCGAGUCAAUUUCCCUACAUUUCCCCCUUUGACUGGGCCCAGCUUUGACCACACCCUGGGGAACCAAUCAGGGUACUACAUCGUCACCCCGGGAGGACCUGGUACAUGGGAAAAGAGCUUUCGGAUUUACAGCCUCCCAUUGACUCAUUCAAAAGAGCCAAUGUGCCUGAGCUUCUGGUAUCACAUGUACGGAGUGGAUGUAUGGUUAUUGAAGGUGUUUGUGGAAAAUCAGACCAUAGCCACAGUGGUCUUCCAGAAAGAGGGAAAUUACGGGGACCAAUGGAAUUAUGGACAGGCUACUCUGAAUGAUACAGCAGACCUAACGGUGGUUUUUGAGGCUCAGAAGAAAGGGGGGUUAAAAAAUGAUAUUGCUUUGGAUGACAUUAGCCUCACAAAUGGUCCCUGUGAGGAAGGAGUCUAUCCAGAUCCUACCCCUGUACCCAUCCCAACGACUCCUCCACCCAUUCCUCCGGACUGCGGUGGACCAUUUGACCUUUGGGAGCCAAACUCCACCUUCAGCUCCCCCAAUUAUCCAAGCUCUUACGGAAACAGAGCAUCCUGUGUGUGGACCCUCCACGGAGGGGAAGGGAAAAAUAUCCAACUGCACUUCUCGGAUUUUGACGUGGAAGCUACGUUUGACAUGGUUGAGGUGCGAGAUGGAGCUGGAGGAAGUUCGGAGUUGCUUGGUGUCUUCACUGGAAGUGAUACAUCAAUUGCAGAUGUGUUCUCCACAACCAAUCAGAUGACUGUUAUGUUCUUCUCGGACCAGUCAGGAUAUGGCAGGGGAUUCCAUGCCAAUUUCACCUCUGGCUUCAGGCUAGGUCAGCCUGAGCCCUGUACUGCUGGACAUUAUCAGUGUCGGUCUGGAGCUUGUAUUUCAAACACUAGUGUUUGUGACAGUCACCCAGACUGCUCCGAUGCCUCCGAUGAAGCUGAAUGUGUGAACCUCCAGUCAGGCAAUGGAACCAUCAAUCAGCUGCAGCUCCAGGUUCAGAACUCAUGGCACACUGUGUGUGCUGAUAACUGGACAACACAGCUCUCCAGGUUCCUGUGCAACUAUUUGGGUUUUCGGGCAGGAAAUGCUUCUAUGGUGCCCCUCUCUGAAGGAAAUGGCUCCUUCAUCACUUUGAUUCCCAUGAGCAAUGGCUCUCUGGACAUCGAACUAAGUGAUGUAUGUGCUGGUGGGAUGGCUGUAUCUCUACAAUGUGACAACAAGCCGUGUGGCAUUCAAAUGGUCCAAUGGUCAGAAGGAGGGAUGGAAAGGAGAGAGGGAAGAGAAGCCAAUGAGGAGCAGGAAGAUGAUGACAGCAGCAGAGUGGUUGGAGGCACUGAUGCGCGGGAAGGGGUGUGGCCAUGGAUAGUGUCUCUGCACUGGAGAGGGCGUCAUGUCUGUGGAGCCUCGCUGAUUGACAGGGAGUGGCUGAUCACUGCUGCACACUGUGUCUAUGGGAAGAAUGUGCACAUCUCUGGCUGGAAGGCCUUGUUAGGCCUCCAUCGACAGGGGGGUCCACCAUCCCUGCACAAAGAGACCAGACAGGUUGACCGGAUCAUCUUCAACAAGAUCUACAACAGGAGGACCAAGGAUGGUGACAUUGCUAUGAUGCACCUGGAGACACCGGUCAACUUUACAGACUACAUCCAACCCAUCUGUCUCCCAGACAAUGAUGAACCAGGGAGGAAAUGCUUCAUUGCAGGCUGGGGAAGAGUGGCUGAGCAAGGUUCAGUGGCAGAUGUACUGCAGGAAGCAGCCGUACCCCUGUUGAGUCAGGCCGUGUGCAAGAAGCAGCUGCCUGAGUAUAACAUCACUGCCAGGAUGGUGUGUGCUGGGUACCUUGAAGGGGGUGUGGACUCCUGUCAGGGAGACUCAGGGGGGCCCCUCAUGUGCUACCAAGAUGGACACUGGACAUUGGUAGGGGUGACUUCGUUUGGAGUAGGAUGUGGCCGCCCCGAGAGACCUGGGGUGUAUGCUCUGGUUUCUGAGUUCACCAACUGGGUGGCAGAGGUCAGACGCUUUUCCUGAAACUGGGACUAGAGAUGCACUUCCUGACAAGUGAA
Messenger RNA from Conger conger (European conger), 3149 nucleotides. RefSeq names its product transmembrane serine protease 15 (gene tmprss15). The transcript is spliced from 25 exons. Gene Ontology annotation, molecular function: protein binding; serine-type endopeptidase activity. The record is from RefSeq and is a predicted model, not a curated record. Gene Ontology annotation, cellular component: membrane. The coding region runs from base 1 to 3114 and encodes 1037 amino acids. NCBI's taxonomy places the organism in Eukaryota, Metazoa, Chordata, Actinopteri, Anguilliformes, Congridae. Gene Ontology annotation, biological process: proteolysis.